AAAAAAAUAAAUAAAAAAAAAUAAUAUAUGAAAAAUUUCCCCAUGAUUUAAUCUGUUACCUGGGAUCUAUAUACUAGUGAAAAUACAUGAUGCACGCUUCAACUCCUGGUGGGUGAUGAAAUUCUGGCGUGGAUAAUGGCAACUCAGUUCUCAAUUUCUAACGAUGUUGUAAGCUCGGCAGAACUAGAUAUAUACGUUAAUAAUUUACUAACUUCCUUGGACUUUCGAGCUGUAACCGGACAUUUCACUAGAGAACGUCCAACGAGUCAAGUAGAUUUAAGUAAGUAUACAAAAUGUACCAUUCCAUCCAGAAUUGCCAUUUAUUAUGAUGGAUACUCAGUUGAUCGUCCAAAAAUUCGGCCUUUCCUACCAUCCUUCACUAAUUAUCCUGAUUCACAACUCAUGAUAUUAAAAGGAUCAUUUAAUCUGACUCAUAUAGAUUCCGAAACUGCUCUAUAUUCAAAUUUGAAUACAAUCAUUAUUGCGGAAGGUCAUCCAUCAUUAUUGAUUUAUGUGGACAGAUUUUUGGAUGAUAAACAUUCUAUUGUUUGGAAAUACCCCAAACAGACAUUUCUUAAAAAUCUAUGGCCUGUAAUUGGUGAUGACUUGCUCAGUGAACCAACGACAUAUUUGUUGAUUGGUAAUAUUACAGAAAUCACAACUUUGGCUUACACGAAAAAUGCACCCUGGCUAUCAAAAGUUGUAUCUGUACUUUAUCUAUUGUUCCCAUAUGUAAGAAAUGCGUUCGAGAACUUAUUUGUGCUCAUACCUAUGAGAGACUUCCAAACAAUUUUUGAGGUGGCGCCAGUAAACGCUAAUGCUGCAUUUCUAGCUAACAUUGAAAAGAAAAUUCAAUUGAUGAUUGCGUUGAGUUUAUUAACUUUUGCUUAUAAGCAUGAAAAUAAAUUCUCAAGCCAAUUAUUUCUUCUUAUCAAAGCAGCUUUAUCUGGAACGAAUUACUCAAAACUCACCCAACAGGAUAUUGAUGUAGCACUUAGAGAAUUUGGAUUUAAACCUGAUUCGAAACUUAAAAUAAUUGAUGUAGUAAUAGGACAUGUUAUCGCAGUUGAUAAGACGAGGAAAUAUAAUCCAUUAGUCAAAUACGUUGACACAUUAACUCCCUCCAUGCUUUAUGAAGAUCCAAGUUUUAACGUUUGGACCAUUAAGAUAUUUGAACAAGCAAAAAUGAUAUAUUUCAAUCAUCAUGGCCAAACUAUCCGAUUGGGGGUCAGUGUAGUAAAUGCGUUAGAUAUAGAUGAAAAAACAUUGCCACUCGAAUGGCAAAUUGAAAUAAAGUAUCUUAAAUCAAUAGAGCAGUCAUUAUCAGAAUCACCUUAUAUCGGAUUACAAAAUAAUCUCCCUGAAAAAUUUAUAGUUGCAAGAGCUCCAAGAAUGUGCCUUUUUGGAGUCUUAUUUCUUGAAUCUUGUUUUGGAUCAGAGGGAAAGUCAAAAUUUCAACAUUAUAAAAAAUCUCUCUAUGAUCACAUCCCUUCACGAGAAAAAUCUCUUUUCCCUAUAUUAUUUGAUACUUUUCUUCCGAUGCAAGAUAACGUAAUCGCCUGUUUUAUAAAAGGACUUGGUAUAAGGAGAGCACAGCAAUUAAUGGCCACACUAUCUAAAGAAAAAACUGAAGCUAUUUAUUGCGCACUUCAUCAAGAAGCUAAAGAUAAAAACAUUCCUGACCAUGAAAUGGGUCAAUGGUAUACCCAUACAAAAUCUGCCACAAGAUUGGAUACAAUGACAGGAACAGUUAAAGAACUAAACAAAAAAGUGGAUGAAUAUUUAGAGGAAAAACUAUUGCAUCAUCGAAUGAAACUAGAAAAAGAACCGAGUGCAGAAAAACGGAGUAUUAUGAUUGAACAAUUAUCGAAAUGGGAGGAAGGUAUAAGAGAGAAUAUCUCACACAUAGAAACGAUAGAUAAACAAAAACUUUUUACCAAGUCAUUGAUUAUUCCUUCGCCAAAUUUGUUACCGCCAACCUUGGAAACCCCACAGAUUGUACGAGGAAACCAAGCAGACUUAUUAACUAUUCCCCCUAGUGGAUAAACAUUAUUCUAUUUUAUAAGUCAUUUAAAAUGAUAAUAAUUUAUAAUUUAUAUUAUAUUGCAUUAUUUUGUUUAUAUAUUAGAAUUUUUACCGAUAUCAAUAUUGCACUUUUAUUUUAAGUACGAUACCAAUAGCUUAGAUUACUUUUUGUAUAAUAUUUUUAUUUUUGAUACUUUUAUAUCUUAUUUGUUA
This is a messenger RNA of Gordionus sp. m RMFG-2023, 2238 nucleotides long. RefSeq lists its product as uncharacterized. The transcript has 2 exons. The coding region runs from base 136 to 2046 and encodes 636 amino acids. NCBI's taxonomy places the organism in Eukaryota, Metazoa, Nematomorpha, Gordioida, Chordodea, Parachordodidae. The record is from RefSeq and is a predicted model, not a curated record.